CACCAUGUCCCGUGGCUCCAGCGCUGGUUUUGACCGCCACAUUACCAUUUUUUCCCCCGAGGGCCGGCUCUACCAAGUAGUUCUGGAGGCCUGAAGUCUGAAAUCUGUAUCACCGGACCAACAUCUAGCUGUCGAGCAGGGCCAUGCUGUCUCUGGAGGCUCUAGGGAAGAAUGCAUUCCUUGUCUCGUCCACUUCAAGAGGCUGCCAGCAUUUCUUGGCUUGCGGCUGCAUCACUCUAAUCUUCAAGACCAGCAUUUUCAAAUCUGUCUGCUCCCUCUUCAUAGCACCUUCUCUAAUAUGCUUUUAAGGCUAUUAACCAGGGUGGCCUUACAUCAGUAGCUGUCAGAGGGAAAGACUGUGCAGUAAUUGUCACACAGAAGAAAGUACCUGACAAAUUAUUGGAUUCCAGCACAGUGACUCACUUAUUCAAGAUAACCGAAAACAUUGGCUGCGUGAUGACAGGAAUGACAGCUGACAGCAGAUCCCAGGUACAGAGGGCACGCUAUGAAGCAGCUAAUUGGAAAUACAAGUAUGGUUACGAGAUUCCUGUGGACAUGCUGUGUAAAAGAAUUGCUGAUAUUUCUCAGGUCUACACACAGAAUGCUGAAAUGAGGCCUCUUGGUUGUUGUAUGAUUUUAAUCGGUAUAGAUGAAGAACAAGGCCCUCAGGUGUACAAGUGUGAUCCUGCAGGUUACUACUGUGGGUUUAAAGCCACUGCAGCAGGAGUUAAACAAACCGAGUCAACCAGCUUCCUUGAAAAAAAAGUGAAGAAGAAAUUUGAUUGGACAUUUGAACAGACAGUGGAAACUGCAAUUACAUGCCUGUCUACUGUUCUAUCAAUUGAUUUCAAACCUUCAGAAAUAGAAGUUGGAGUAGUUACAGUUGAAAAUCCUAAAUUCAGGAUUCUUACAGAAGCAGAGAUUGAUGUUCACCUUGUUGCUCUAGCAGAGAGAGACUAAACAUUGUAGUUAGUUUACCAAGUCCAUGACGCCACUUGCCUGUGUGUUUCGUAACAACAGACCAGCGUUAUGUGGGCCCCUGAAUUGAAAAAGGAACCUCUCCCACUCCUCCUGCCACUGAAGUGGUUAGGACUCUGUAUAAAUAAAAACAAUGCUUUUGGAAAUAA
Messenger RNA from Balaenoptera ricei (Rice's whale), 1127 nucleotides. It is a transcript of the gene PSMA6, whose product is annotated as proteasome 20S subunit alpha 6. Gene Ontology annotation, cellular component: proteasome core complex; proteasome core complex, alpha-subunit complex; cytosol. NCBI's taxonomy places the organism in Eukaryota, Metazoa, Chordata, Mammalia, Artiodactyla, Balaenopteridae. The record is from RefSeq and is a predicted model, not a curated record. The transcript has 8 exons. The coding region runs from base 457 to 960 and encodes 167 amino acids. Gene Ontology annotation, biological process: ubiquitin-dependent protein catabolic process.